AUACUCUAUACAUACAUAAAACCCAAUGGUAAACUCAUUUUGCUACUAAACCCCUUUUUUGAGUUUUUUCCAAAUACUACAAAGAAAGAUUCCCAGUAGUAUUCUCAAUGUCAUACCACCACCAAUGCCACUGUCACUCCACACCCCCCACCCCCACCCCCACCUGCCACUGUACCAUGUGCUACACCACCACCACACAUUACUCUUCACCACCACCACAACCACCUAAUCCACCACUACAAUACCCCCAAACCCAUCAUCACGCGCCACCACAAGCCCAUAUUCACGCGCCACCACAUACCCAUCUUCACGCGCCGCCACAGAACAACUUACACCCGCCACCACAAACCCAUCUUUAUCAAGAAAACCGAAAACUGUCACUCAAUGACCCAACUGUAUCAUCCCUGAUCCACCGCAUCUCCGCCCUGGAAACCUCCCUCCGCCGCCGCUCAAAACACUCCCUCCGUGACGCCGCCGCCCGUACAAUACAAACCCACUUCAGAACCUUUCUUGUCCGGCGAUCCGUAACUUUACGCAACUUAAAGGAUCUUGCUUUCAUCAAAUCAUCACUCAAUAAGCUCAAAUCCUCUGUUUCUAAUAAACCCCAUUUCGAUUCUUAUCUAAUUUCUCGCCAAUCUUUAAAUUUGCUCAUCAAACUUGAUUCUAUUCAGGGUAGUGAUUCAAUGAUUAGAGAUGGGAAAAGAUCAAUUACUAGAGAAUUGAUUAAAUUUAUGGAUUUAAUUGAUGAAAUUUGUAUGGAAAGUCCGUUAAUUUCGGUUAAAAAUGUUAGAUUUAAUAAGAAAAAUGGUGUGGUUUUGCAAGCAGAGAAGAAAAUUAGGGUGUCUAGUGAAAAUGAAAAAAAGAUAUCUGAGAUUUUGAAAAAUAGAAUUAGAAAUAAAAAUAGGAUUGAGGGUUUGUUAAAAAGUGAACCGAAAACGAAGAAAAAUGUGAGAUUUGAUGAAAAUGGGAAUGUUUAUAGAUUAAUUGAAAGGAAAAAUAGUCAUGUCUCUUCGAGUGAUGGGAGUGAAGAAGAAGAAGAAGAAGAAGUUGUUGAAGAAAUCGGUGUUUCUUCUAAAGAAAUGGAAGUGGAAGUAGAAAACGAAAAAGAAGAUGAGUCGUCUUUGGAAAUGAGUGAAAAUGAGAUGGAUCCAAGAAAGAAUUUGCAAACUAGGAUUGAUGAUUUAACGAAAAAGAUUCAGCUCAGUCAAAAAUGUGACGAUGAAGAAGAAGACGAAGCAGAUGAUGAUGGAGAUGAUAGUUUUGUAUUCUCUGCGCCAUUGCCAGCGAAAAUGGAGUAUCGAGUGGAUUCAACGAGCAAAAAGCAGACUGCAAAACAAUAGACUUGGAUUUUGGAAAAGCAUUGUCGUAGGAGGUAUUCAGCUUUCUUUUAUUGCAGUAUUUGACGGUUUCUUUCCGAUUUUUUGUUAGCUGUUAUUUGCCAUUGUUGUUAGGGUGCUGUGGUUUGUUGUUUUGAAGUUGGUAGGAUAUAAGCUAAUUGUUUAGUGUUUAUAGCCUGGACACAGUUUUCAUGUAGAUUUUUGUAUUGAGGAUGCUUUGUGUGGAUUUAGUGCAGAACUUUUGUUGAUUACUUUGUUUAAAA
Messenger RNA from Erigeron canadensis, 1600 nucleotides. Its product is annotated as BAG family molecular chaperone regulator 8, chloroplastic. Gene Ontology annotation, biological process: protein folding. Gene Ontology annotation, cellular component: plasmodesma. Bases 108 to 1340 code for a protein of 410 amino acids. The transcript is spliced from 2 exons. NCBI's taxonomy places the organism in Eukaryota, Viridiplantae, Streptophyta, Magnoliopsida, Asterales, Asteraceae. The record is from RefSeq and is a predicted model, not a curated record.